ACACAUCGUUGAGAACUUGAGAGUAGCUGCCCAAUACGCAUACGCUGCACCCAGGCGCAGGUUAGAAUCUUUCUGCCUUCUUCUCCUCCCUGUCUUGCCUCUCUCCACUUGCCUGCUGUAGGCUCAGAAUGAUGCAGGCAGUUUCCAGGCGAGUAUGGCACCACUCCAUAAAUCCCGUUCCUGCAAUCUCCUCCCUGAAAUCUCUCCAGCCGCAGUCUGAUCACUAUUACGGUGCUGAUCAUCCACGAUGCGUUUCUACACUUCCCACCAGAGGCGUGGGCCAUUUAGUUCGCAAGGGCACAGGUGGCAGAUCAUCUGUAAGUGGCAUUGUAGUUACCGUUUUUGGAGCUACUGGGUUUCUUGGUCGAUAUGUUGUGCAACAACUUGCUAAAAUGGGAUCUCAAGUGUUGGUACCUUUCCGAGGUUCGGAGGAUUGUCAUCGUCAUCUAAAAUUGAUGGGCGAUUUGGGCCAGAUUGUACCAAUGAAAUAUGAUCCAAGAGAUGAAAAUUCAAUUAAGGCAGUGAUGGCGAAGGCAAAUGUUGUUCUCAAUCUUAUUGGGAAGGAAUACGAGACAAGAAAUUAUAGCUUUGAGGAAGUUAAUUUUUCUAUGGCUGAGCAACUUGCAAUGAUUGCUAAAGAACAUGGUGGCAUUAUGAGAUUCAUAUAUGUUUCUUGCUUAGGAGCAUCUCCAGCAUCUCCAUCCAGAAUGCGGAGGGCUAAAGCUGCUGCCGAGGAAGCUAUUCUAAGGGAAUUACCCGAGGCCACAAUUAUGAAACCUGCUGUAUUGAUCGGUACAGAAGAUCGGAUUUUAAAUCGAUGGGCUCAGUUUGUGAAAAAGUGGAGCUUUCUUCCUCUCAUUGGGGAUGGAUCUACCAAAAUCCAGCCUGUAUAUGUUGUUGAUGUUGCGGCUGCAAUUGUUGCAGCCUUGAAAGAUAAUGGCACCAGUAUGGGAAAAGUUUAUGAACUUGGUGGGCCAGAGGUCUUUACUGUGCAUGAAUUGGCAGAGCUUAUGUAUGACACAAUCCGUGAAUGGCCUCAUUAUGUGAAAAUUCCUUUUCCCAUUGCCAAGGCUUUGGCUUCUCCUCGAGAAAUAUUACUCAAGAAGAUUCCAUUUCCAUUACCUACUCCUGACAUAUUCAACCUGGAUCAGAUCAAUGCCUUUAGCAUGGAUACAGUUGUAUCAGAAAAUGCUUUAACUUUCAAUGAUCUUGGUAUUGUGCCGCAUAAGUUGAAGGGUUAUCCUGUUGAAUUCCUUACCUCAUAUCGCAAAGGUGGCCCACAAUAUGGCUCCACAGUCAGUGAAAGAGUUUCUCCAGAAUCGUGGCCAUGAUGUUCAUUGGAUUUAAUUUUCAGACCUCCUUCUAUUGCCCACCCAACCCGGGACUAAGCAGGUAUGCAAUGCCUCCAUCUUUACAAAGAUCGUGGAAAGACUUUUCAAGUGCAAGAUAUUUUUCAUUGUACUUGCUACACAAACAUCUCAAUGACAUUUUGCCAAUAAAGUUGGAGAUGUUUGUUGAUUGCUAUUUAUGGCUAUUGCAACACUAACUUCCUUGGACAUUGGAGAGUUGCUGAUGAGAUUAUAUUACUGACACUGUAGGUUUCAGAGGAGGGCCUCAUUCCUGAAAAAUAACUAUAGGAGAGAAUAAAGAAAUGGAAGAUCUUUCAAUGAUUUAAUGUUGUAUGAUUUUGAGAAAUAUUUUGAUCACUUGUAAUCCUGAAAAAGUUUCCAAGGAUUUGUUUUGGCUGCUUCUCAGGCCGCAGGGUUUAGUUGCAUUGUUGUCCCUAUUAUUUUAUCUGCUGCUUUCUCACAUGUGUAUUCUACUUGAUUUUUGAUGUUUUGAAUCUCAUACCUGAAUCCCAUUUUCGGUUAAGGGUAAUUUAUAAGGUACAGCAUUGAGGUGGCC
This is a messenger RNA of Malania oleifera, 1905 nucleotides long. RefSeq names its product NADH dehydrogenase [ubiquinone] 1 alpha subcomplex subunit 9, mitochondrial. The transcript is spliced from 12 exons. Gene Ontology annotation, cellular component: mitochondrion. Gene Ontology annotation, molecular function: protein-containing complex binding. The record is from RefSeq and is a predicted model, not a curated record. NCBI's taxonomy places the organism in Eukaryota, Viridiplantae, Streptophyta, Magnoliopsida, Santalales, Ximeniaceae. Bases 129 to 1331 code for a protein of 400 amino acids.